UCCGCAGCACCUCCAUGCUGGUGGUGGGAGAGAGGACUCAGACGGUCGGGGGAUCCACGUUAAAACGCAGCAAGAGCACAGUGAGCAUCGAGUCAACCUUGUACUACUAUCAGAGACAAGAGGACAGGAUAUGGCUGUACUCACAGAACCAGAACUGCCUCGAGUACCUGGAAGCACUCGUGGCUCUGAGGAGGCAGUACACAAAGAGCGUGAGUGACUUGAAAAGCAGCGACGCCAAGGCCACAGUGUCCUCCAAGAAGAAGCCUGCGCCCCCGCCGCCCAAAAAGCAAGAACCGAUACCGAGAGCUAAACCCUCAGCCCCUCCGGUCCCCAGCGAGGAGGACACGCUGCAGUUCUUUGAUGAAGUUAUCGCCAGCUGCGACAGUGAACCUCAGCGCAAACCUUACAUGGACGAUGGACACGCAGACGUGGAUUUCAUAGUGGCCUCCAGCUCAGCCGAACACGACCUCCACUCUAACUGGGUCCUGCGGGUUCCUCGGGUCGCGGACGACUCCAAGCAGAGAGCGGUUCACGACUGUGCCAACGAACGCGCCCCGGUGAAGAAAAAGCAGAGCGGGUCCACGAGCAGCAGACUGCGACUUCAGAGGAACCCGAUCCACCUGCCCAAAGUGGUGGAGAGUGCAUUCCAGACUCUGCGCUUCAAACCCAAAUUAAAAAAGCAGUGAAGCUUGAUGGACAUUUGAAACCUUGCAGCACUGCCACACCGCUGACACAGAGCUCAGCCUAAUUUGUUUGGUCAGACGCCAUGCUCUGCAAAAAAAAUCUGUCCAGACAAUUAAUAAUGACAUUAAAACAUUUCAUAUGAAUGAAGGCAAUGCACUAAAAUCUGGCCAGCUGGUGAGAUAAAUG
Molecule: messenger RNA, 870 nt
Organism: Stegastes partitus (bicolor damselfish)
Lineage: Eukaryota; Metazoa; Chordata; Actinopteri; Pomacentridae
Gene: c9h13orf42
Product: chromosome 9 C13orf42 homolog
Exons: 3
Coding region: 15-686 (223 amino acids)
Source: RefSeq, a predicted model, not a curated record